AUGGCCCCUUCGUCGGAUCGUCGUGCACAGAGAAACAGAACUCGCGAUCCCGCCUGGGUUCCACGUCCCCGAAACGCCUUCAUCAUCUUUCGUUGCGAGUAUUCGCGCGACCAUCAGCAAUCGAACCAGGAUGUGAAACAGGAUGAGGACUCUGAAUCCAGAUCCCCAACCGCCAAAACGCUUUCUAAACGUGCGGCUGAGGCAUGGAAGCUUCUGACCGCGAGCCAGAAGACUCGGUACAAGGAGCUAGCGGAUCAGGAGAGGGAGGAGCACGCACGACGGCACCCCAAUUAUCGCUUUCGGCCGAUGAGACGCCAGAAUCUCUCCAAGUCUAGGCAGAGGUGCUACGGACCCCAAAGUAAUGAAAGCUCCGUCGAACGCACUGAGGAUCGUUGUUCGCAAGUGGCUACGCUAGUCAUGCAGGGUCAGACUGGGCCACAGCUUGAAGAAAGUAUGCGCCAAUGGGGAUGCAGCGAGAGCGAAUCUUCGGAGUGUCCACAGACUCGUUCAUCUUCACAGCAGGCGAACGAGCCGGCUACGGAAUCGGAAGUGGUUCAGCGUCGUCCAUCUUCAGUUCCCAUACGUGACAGCUUCCCAAACCAAUACAUAACACCAACGUUCUCGCGGGACGCUUUCCGCAGAGCAAAGUCAGCAGAAGGCAGGGUCGUCGACUCAUCCUUUCAGGAUUCAUUGGAUCACUUGUCGCAGGCGGCAUACGACCAAUCCAUCUCAGAUGCCUCUUUGACCUAUCCAUAUCCAGCCACGACCCCCGCGGACCUGGAAGAUACACCGUGUGUGUACGAUGUAUUUCCCUUUGUAAAUUAUAACACGGAUAUUGGUGUCCCACAUUAUCCCAACAGCACCUACCUCUCUCCAUUAGAGGCGGUUAACUAUGCGGCUACUCCAGCUCUGAGCCAUAGUUCAUCACAGUGUUCCACCAUAUCCUCAUCCGCAGGUUUAAGCCCUGCGAAGCAAGAGGUGGAUGAAGCAGGAAAUUCUUCCAGUGCGUUACUGGCAGCGUUGGGCGAUGAGACGCAGCCCGCCGUCACGACUUCCCCACACGACCUGUCUAUAUCUCACCUAGGGGGGCUAGCUCUCGACCUUGCUGGCUGUUACUACGACACUGAACAAGCGCAAGCUCUCCAGUCUUAUUCGACGGGACUUCAUGACUUUAUGAUACCCACAUUCCCUCACUAUCAGGAUAGCUUGGUCGGAGAUAAUCCCUUCCAGAUAGAUUUCAACCAAAUACUGUAA
Serpula lacrymans var. lacrymans S7.9 is the source of this 1254-nucleotide messenger RNA. RefSeq lists its product as uncharacterized. Gene Ontology annotation, biological process: anatomical structure morphogenesis; cell differentiation; regulation of DNA-templated transcription. The coding region runs from base 1 to 1254 and encodes 417 amino acids. NCBI's taxonomy places the organism in Eukaryota, Fungi, Basidiomycota, Agaricomycetes, Boletales, Serpulaceae. The record is from RefSeq and is a predicted model, not a curated record. The transcript has 2 exons. Gene Ontology annotation, molecular function: DNA-binding transcription factor activity, RNA polymerase II-specific; RNA polymerase II cis-regulatory region sequence-specific DNA binding.